AUUACAAAAAUGGCGAAAUCUGCCUCAAUUUUCUCAAAAUCACCCCAAGAAUUAGUCGAUAAAUUAAAUUCCACCCUUCCUAUUCGCAUCACCUCCACAGAUAUUGAGACAUACCCAGAAUUCGGUAAACUUCUGUUGGUACUCUCCAACCAGCUGACGGAGAGGGCAGUGUCAAAUGAGACUGAGGAAGAACUCUGUAAAGCUGAAGGUGACCUCCAGCAAGAAAAGAGAAACUGGUGGCAGUAUCGUCUCCUUCAUCACACAUUGCAGGAACUCAUAUUUGAUUGGCAAUUGAAGGAUUCAUCUUCAUAUGAAUAUUCAGAAAAACAGUACCACGAUGCUGUGAAAUCUUGUGUCACAUCAGCUGAAAUUUGUGAUUACCUUGACUGUGACACAUCGUCUGCAGGAAAGCACACCCUACUAGGUCUCACCAAGGAGGACAUCUUAGGCAAAAAUCCUCAUAGAUCUAAGUUCCAAGCGAAUGCCAAUAAACUGGUUGCUGACCUUGGUGAAUGCUUGAAGAAAAAAUGUGAAAAUAUUGUCCAUUUUUAUGAACCUUCUUCCCAUAUUGCAUUUCUUCUUGAGGAUGAUCAUGGGGAUUCGAAAUUCACCCUAGCCAAGGCUGGACAACUGCCAUCAUUUCUGGAGUCUGAGAGGAAUAAGCUGCACCAAGAGCAAAAGCUAUUGAAAGAUUCUAAGCUGGCAAAAGAGAAGCAGUUAUGGCAGUACAGUCAGACACUACUCAAGUCCCUGAAUGUCUUGGAUGAGAUUCUUCAAAGCCACAAGCUGAAGACGCAGUCGGAAAGCGACACUAUUAUGUGUAACUGGCUGUCUGCAAAGACAGAUGCUCUGGCUCUAAAGAUAAGGGUCGUUGAGAGUCAGUUGCUCUGUGAUACAUAUACAGCUGAUACGAUUAAAGCACUUGAUAAAAUCGGACAUUACGUCAAAAAAGAAAUCGAAAAGAACGAAGAAGAAUUACUGAGAGCAUCCCACGCUUUGCAAUCUUACGAAUCUGUUGGGAUGGGCUUCGAUGACCUGGUGAAGGAGUAUGGUUAUCUACAGGAGGAACUGGACAAGAAGAGGUGGGCACGCUCAGAAGUCGCCUCAAAUAUGACCUGAUUAUCCAUUGGACUUUGAGAUUUUAAUUCACAAUAAUAAUGCAGAAAGUUGGCCAAUUAUUGAUUCACUGGUUUGUGCAUGUGGAAAAUCCUAUUCAAUGGUCAGAGUGACAGUAACUUUAUUCCCGUCGAAGUAUUGACUUAGAUACAGUUGACUGCUAAAAGAGGACAGGUCUGGUUAUUUUGCUCAAAAAUAGCCGACAUGAUCAUAGGUGCUUCAAUAUUCCAUAUUGGUGGGAAGACCGUUUUUUAUGUUGUACAGAUAUCCAAAACAAUAAAAAUC
Lineus longissimus is the source of this 1401-nucleotide messenger RNA. RefSeq names its product HAUS augmin-like complex subunit 4. Lineage: Eukaryota; Metazoa; Nemertea; Pilidiophora; Heteronemertea; Lineidae. The transcript has 10 exons. Gene Ontology annotation, cellular component: HAUS complex. The coding region runs from base 10 to 1119 and encodes 369 amino acids. Gene Ontology annotation, molecular function: microtubule minus-end binding. Gene Ontology annotation, biological process: centrosome cycle; spindle assembly. The record is from RefSeq and is a predicted model, not a curated record.